AUGGUGCUAAACGUCCCAGCGAGUGGGCCUGUUGAGGAACGCAGCAGGCGGCGAAAAUCUCGAGUGCCGCAGCGUCGCUCCGGUCCUGGCGCGGAUCCUCUUCCUAACGCGUACAAAUCUGGAUCGGCGGCAGCGCCGGUUAGGUUCCGCCCAUACCCACCCCCGUCGCCGACGUCGUCCGAGGAAGCGCAUGCGCGGCGCGUCCUUGCGGAAGCGAUGGCGCGUGAUUGGCAGCAUCCGAAUAGCGGCGGAGCGAUCGUGGUGGGUGGAGAAAAGGAUGAGAUUAAUUCGAUUGUUCCCGGUCAGGUGGUUUCUGAGUUGGAAUUGUCGCGCCCUGGGGGAGAGGAGGCAUGCGCGCACGAGCGGCAGGGUUUUGGCAGCGCGGUAGCAGGCGUCGUAUGGCAGGGGGAAGGCUCGGCGGAAGGAGCAGCAGAAGGCUCAGCGGAAGGAAGAGCAGAAGGCGCAGCGGACGGAGCAGCGGAAGGAGGAGCGGAAGGAGCAGCGGAAGGAAGAGCAGAAGGCGCAGCGGAAGGAGCAGCGGAAGGAGGAGCGGAAGGUGCAGCGGAAGGAACAGCUGAAGGCGCAGCGGAAGGAGCAGCGGAAGGAGGAGCGGAAGGUGCAGCGGAAGGAAGAGCAGAAGGCGUAGUGGAAGGAGUAGCGGAAGGAGGAGCGGAAGGAGCAGCGGAAGGAGCAGCUGAAGGCGCAGCGGAAGGAACAACGGAAGGCGCAGCAAAGGGAGCGGCGGAAGGAAGAGCAGAAGGUGCAGCGGAAGGAGUAGGGGGCGGCACACGGGGAGGAGAGGCGGGCUGUGAGGCGGGGACUCCCCAGCAGGAGCGGAUGCAGGCGAACGGGGAGGGGGGGUCGAGCGGGGGAGCUGAAGGGGAUGGAAGCAAGGAAGAAAAGGGAAGGAAGGGGGCGGGUGGGGGAGACUUGAGCGAGCAGAGCGAUCCAGGUACAGGCGGAGACAUGCACACAGGCAGAGAGGCGGCUGAGAUUGGCUUUGAGGUUACGGAUGCGAAUGAGAGUGAUGGUGACGGUGCAGGCGGUGGGCUAACGGAGGGAGGGAGGAAUGAGCAUGGAGAGGAAAGGGAGGGAGAGCAGCAGGUGAACGGGAAGCGCAAGAGGGAGGGUGUUUGCGAGGAAGAGGAGGAGGAGCCGGCGGAGGAGGGGGGGAAGGAGAAGGAGGGGGAGGAGGGGGAGGAGGGGGAGGUCGAGGAGGAGCAUGAGGAGGAAAAGGAGGUUCCGGUGGAGGAGGAGGAGGAACAGGAGGAGGAGGAGGAGGAGGAGGAGGAGGAGGAGGAGGAGGAGGAGGAGGAGGAGGAGGAGGAGGAGGAGGAGGAGGAACAGGAGGAGGAAGUCGAGGGGAAGGAGGUAGAGGAGGGGGGAGAGGAGGCGGAAGAAAACAAGGAAGAGAAGGAAAAGGAGGAGGUAGAGCAGGAAGCGGAAGUGAAGGAGGAGAUGGAGGUUGUGGGAGGACACGGAGUGACCGAGAUGGGCUCGAAAGGGUUGAGGAAAGGGAGGGUGGGGGAAGUGCUAUUGUUGGAAGGGGAGGAGGAAGAGACAGGGGAGGAGGAGGAGGAGGAGGAGGAGGAGGAGGAGGAGGAGGAGGAGGAGGAGGAGGAGGAGGAGGAGGUGGUGGUGGUGGUGGGGGGGGGGGGGAUGGGAAUGGAGAGGGAUGUGCCGAGCGUGGCGGUGAGCAACAGGGAAGGCGAGGAGAGCAGGUUGAGCAGGAAGAGCAGGGUGGAUGUGGGAUUGCGAGGGCAUGUGGAGCGAGGUGAGGGUGGGGAAGGGAACGAGGUACAGAAGAGUGGUGGGAUUGGUGGGACUCGUGGGACUGGUUCGACUGGUGGAGAGAGAGGUGGGAGGGAGGGAGCUGUGAGGGGGAGGAAGAUGGGCAAGGGAAAGCUGGAUGUGGGGAGAGAGGCGAAGAGGAAACGUUUCAGAGCUGUGGGGAGCGUGAAGGGGAAGUUUCGCAGGCAGCCAAUCCGCAGCAUGGCUGACGUGGACCCGACCGUAUGGGUGCUUCUAGUGGUGGCGAUGCUGCUAAUGGCCGCCGGAGCGGCGUCGUGGCUUGUAGCGUCGUCCAGAGCGACUAAAGACCCUGGCGCUAAGAAACGGGCGGGCGACGAGGAGGAGGAAGCGAAGGCGGCGGAAGACGGCGCGGCGACGGCGGCGGGUGGUCGGCGGAGAGGAGGCGGAGCGGCGGUGGCGGGAGGGGGAACGCGGGGAGGGGCCGCGCGGAUGCGGAUGCGGAGAAACCGACAGGCGGCGGCGGCUGCUGCGGCGGAAGAUGAGGGGAAUGCGCCUCGGGAGCGGGGGGGAGGGCGGAGGGAGGAGGAGGAGGAAGAGGAGGAGGAAGAAGGGGGAGCGGGAGCGGAAGGUCGACGGGAUCGCAGGAAACGAGAAAGAGAGGCACGGAGACAGAUCUCAUUCUCUUGCUCUCUCAUCAUAUCCCCCCAUCUUCCUUCCUUCCCACCCAUGCAACCCCCAUUCUUCCAUUCCUACGCCCCCCCACGUCCCACGCCCCCCCAACUCCUGCCCGUGUGGACCCCCCUGCCUGCGCCCUCCCUCGCUUGUCACUCUUUCGCUUCUUAUAACCACCCGUCCAAUGAAUGUUCCCUCUCUGGGGGGAAUUGUCAGUAUUGCUGUAUUUUUACGCAACCCCCUCCCCUCCUCUCCCCUCCCCUCCCCUCCCCUCCCCUCCCCUCCCCUCCCCUCCCCUCCCCUCCCCUCCCCUCCCCUCCCCUUCCCCCCCUGCGCCUCUUCCUCAACAAACCCAACCCAACCACCUCCUCCCCCCCUUCCUUUCCUCCCCCGCUGCAGUGCAUGGGAGUGCGUUAUGCCCCUUACUCUCCUCGCCUCCCGGACCUUUUUCCUUUCUCCCCUCGCUCCUCUCGCUCCCCUCGCUCCUCUCGCGCUUGUCUUCAUGGAAUAUCAGUUUCUCCGAGAACUUUCAACGCGGCUGUACUUCUGGCGCAAGAGGCGGCGGAGGAGGAGGAGCGGAGGCAGAGGGAGGCGGAGGCGGAGCUGGAGUCGUGGAAGGGGAUGUUCUCCGUGGAGGGGGAGGGCACGGUGGAGGGGGACGAGCAGCAGGAGAGCCAGGGGCUGCUGGGGGAAUUCACAGACUACAUCCGCGUGAGUGGGGUGGGAAGGAGGGAGAGGAGGGGUGCGGUGCGGGGAGGGAUGGGGGAGGGAGGUUGGUAA
Molecule: messenger RNA, 3204 nt
Organism: Closterium sp. Naga37s-1
Lineage: Eukaryota; Viridiplantae; Streptophyta; Zygnematophyceae; Desmidiales; Closteriaceae
Source: the annotation of a GenBank genome assembly